Molecule: messenger RNA, 1267 nt
Organism: Arachis stenosperma
Lineage: Eukaryota; Viridiplantae; Streptophyta; Magnoliopsida; Fabales; Fabaceae
Product: 28 kDa ribonucleoprotein, chloroplastic
Exons: 5
Coding region: 38-928 (296 amino acids)
Cellular component (GO): cytosol
Molecular function (GO): mRNA binding
Source: RefSeq, a predicted model, not a curated record
UCUUUCCAGUUUCCCUGGAAUUGCUGAGCGAGUAGUAAUGGCGCUACUCUCUAGUCUUUGCAUUCCUUCAACGACGCACCUCUCUACGCACAACCAUUCUUUCUCAUCAUUCUCCAACAUUCACAACCAUUCCAUCGCCACCAUCAAUCCAUUCUCUUCCUUUCAAUCCCUGCAAUUAUCACUUCCUCAUCACACCCCAACACUCCUCACAACCAAACAAAACCCUAAUUUCACUCUCAGAUUUUCCCAACAGGCUCAGGCUGAGGCUGAAGCAGCACCUAGUGUCUCCACCGACGAACAUGCAGAGCAAGAGGUUUCCCAGACGAGGUUGCUCGCCCAGAACGUGCCAUGGACAAGCACCCCUGAAGACAUUCGUUCUUUGUUCGAGAGAUAUGGAAAAGUGCUCCAAGUUGAGCUCUCAAUGUAUAACAAGACGAAGAACAGGGGUUUGGCAUUUGUGGAAAUGAGUUCACCAGAAGAGGCUCGUGCCGCUCUCCAGAAUCUCGAAUCGUAUGAGUUUGAUGGCCGGAUAUUAAAACUCAAUUACGCUCAUAUAAAAAAGAAGAAAACUCCACCACCCGUGAAACCAAAGCCUGUGACAUUUAACUUGUUUGUUGCAAACUUGCACUAUGAAGCAAGGUCUAAAGAUCUCAAGGAAUUUUUUGAUGAUGGAAGUGGUAGCGUUGUUUCUGCAGCAGUUAUAUUUCAUGAUAACCCUAGAAGGUCAUCUGGCUAUGGUUUUGUGGCCUUCAAAUCCAAGAAACAAGCUGAUUCAGCACUUAAUGAGUUCCAAGGAAAGAUCUUUAUGGGAAGACCAAUCAGGGUAGCUCGUGGUAGGCAAUUUGUUAAAGAACGAGCAAAGGAGGGUGAAACAUCUGAAGAUACGGCUUCUGAGUUGAAUGGUGAAGAAGCUGACAAGGCUGAUUGAUACCAUGGUUUCCCUGCUAGAUAUCAAUAUUGUGAGUGCUGACUAGAGGUUCAAGGGAUACAAGAAACCAAGAGGUGUAAACAUAUUCAAGAGUGGAUUGUCAUCGUAAAUGAACGAGUCAUUUGCAUCUCUGUCGAAUCAAGAUAUCUUCAUUGCCUGAUGUAAACAUUUGUUGGAAUGCUAAUAUACCUUCAAACAGCAACAAACAUAUCAAUAUUAGUGAUACAUUUUGCAAUGCAUCCAUUCUUUUGGUUAUGAAUGCGGUCUAUGUAAACAUUUCUUCUGUAACAUUUGGGGAGACUCAGAGGAAGACUAUUUAAAGAAGGGGAAGACAAAAAC